AUGAGUAACGCUGUAAAUUCUGAACAUCCACAAGAGAGACAACCGGGAUUUUGCUCUGCGACCUGCAGUAACAGGGAGAGUUUGCAGCAGGCGAUCAAAAAGCGAGAAGUCAAGACCUCCGAUGUAUUUGCAACUUGUAACCUUCCGAAGCGAUUUGAGCAUCCACAUUGGUUCAACGGCUAUGGUUGCCAACUGAGUAAGCAGCACCCUUUCUACCGAACUUCAGCUAGUGAAUACGGCUGGUUUCCACCAGGUUACCAUUCGGUUCCUUCGGUAUUUUUCCCCGCUGGCCAAACAUUCACCAAUCGACUAUCUGCUGCCGGCAUGUACAGGAAUUACAGCCUCAAUACUGGAAUGGACCCUGUUGGCUAUCGUUAG
Messenger RNA from Leptosia nina, 378 nucleotides. The record is from the annotation of a GenBank genome assembly. Lineage: Eukaryota; Metazoa; Arthropoda; Insecta; Lepidoptera; Pieridae.